This is a messenger RNA of Daucus carota subsp. sativus, 693 nucleotides long. RefSeq lists its product as uncharacterized. Lineage: Eukaryota; Viridiplantae; Streptophyta; Magnoliopsida; Apiales; Apiaceae. The record is from RefSeq and is a predicted model, not a curated record. The transcript has a single exon. The coding region runs from base 1 to 693 and encodes 230 amino acids.
AUGGCUACUAAUAAUUCAGUUGCUGCUAAACGCUUGAUAAUCAUUGUGCAGAUUAUCCUAGCCGUUUUCUUAACCUUUUCUGCGAAUUCAGAAGCACGGCUUAUGUUACAUAAUAGAAGAAGCAGCUUGGCUCUUUUUCAUAAGUUAGGGUUUAAGUUGCCUGUUCACGAUACAGGAGCAGCAAAGAGACUUGUGCCAUCCGGACCCAAUCCAGAAACGAGUCCAGGAACACCGCCUCCAGGCGCUGAAACGAAGAGACUCGUCCCAUCCGGACCCAAUCCAGAGACUAGUCCAGGAACACCGCCUCCAGGUGCUGAAGCGAAGAGACUCGUCCCAUCCGGACCCAAUCCAGAGACUAGUCCAGGAACACCGCCACCAGGUGCUGAAGCGAAAAGACUCGUCCCAUCCGGACCUAAUCCAGAGACUAGUCCAGGAACACCGCCUCCAGGUGCUAGUGAAGUGAAGAGACUCGUCCCAUCCGGACCCAAUCCAGAGACUAGUCCAGGAACACCGCCUCCAGGUGUUGGUGGAGUGAAGAGACUCGUCCCAUCCGGACCCAAUCCAGAGACUAGUCCAGGAACACCGCCUCCAAGUUCUGGUGAAGUGAAGAGACUCGUUCCAUCCGGACCCAAUCCAGAGACUAGUCCAGGAACACCGCCGCCAGGAGUGCUAAGUGCAACUCGUUUGGGCUAG